GCGGCGCCGUCGUCCAAGUUGGUUGCUCUGCUCCGGGGAGGCCGUUGGGUUCCUGGAAGCAGGCAAGGCUAUCAUUGCCAUUGGCUAAACCAAUCUGCGUGGAAUCGCAGCAGAAUCCCCAAAUUGUGGAGCUGUUCCGAGUAAUCCAACCGCUUUUUGCUCGAUUCGCUGGGGUACGGUGGGGGCGGACACACCUGUGGGAUCUGACAGGUCCGGAGCGUGGUCGCCCACCAUCCCCCACAUCCUUCCCCCACGUCGCUAUCUCUCGGCUACAGCGCCGGCCUCGCCUCGGCGUCCUCACCCUGCGCUGCUUGCCGUGGCAUUGGCAACCAACCGCAACCACUCGGGGCUCCGCCUCCGGCUGCGUCCCGGGCCCCGUUCGCCUCCUUUUUCACCACGACUGAUUGCUUCUUGCUUGUUUUUUCUCGCGUCCUGUGAGUUGGAUUUUGGCCCCGGACACUAGCGCCAAGUGGCCGCUGUUCCUGCAGUGCCCUCGCUUCGUCUCCGCCUCCCCGGGCAUUAAAAGCCCCCAGCGAAGAGCGGAGUUACGUUCUUGGCGCUCCGAGAUGAGGAACAAGGCGGCGGCGGGCUCCGGCCUGCAGCCGCAGAGGGCGGCGGAGAAGGGCCGGGGAGCGGACGCGGUGGUGGUGGUGGCCGUGCGCGCCGCCGCGAGGGAGAUCUCCAAGACGGCCGUCGUGUGGGCGCUCACGCACGUCGUCCAGCACGGCGACAGCAUCCUGCUGCUCGUCGUCAUCCCGCCGCCGAGCUCAGGUAGGAAGUUCUGGGGCUUUCCAUUCUUUGCGGGGGAUUGCGCAAGUGGCCACAAGGCCGUGCUGAAUCAGAAGUCAGACGUCUCUGAGUUGUGUUCUCAGAUGAUGCUAAAACUUCGUGAUGUCUACGAUCCCAACAAGGUAAAUGUGAAGGUCAAGAUUCUAUCUGGAUCACCUUCUGGUACCGUGGCUACUGAAUCAAAGCGAGCACACGCGAGCUGGGUUGUGCUAGACAAGGAGCUGAAACACGAGGAGAAGCGUUGUCUGGAAGAACUGCAGUGCAAUAUUGUAGUUAUGAAGCGCUCUCAGCCCAAAGUUCUUCGGUUGAACCUGGUGGGAAAGCCUGAAAAGGACUCAAAUUCAACUCCAGAGUUACCACCCGAGCCAAGUACAUCAGAUUCUAAUACUGCAAGUAAUAUUAAUGAGCAGCGGAGUUCGAUUCAAGGACCGUCUGUCACACCAAGUAGCAGCCCAGAGUCGGAAGCUCCGUUUGACACUACUGAUGCUGGAACUUCCUCUGUCUCAAGCUCUGACCCUGCCACUUCUCCAUUUUGUGCUUCAGAUACGAAUAGCUCUUUGACGAAAGAGGCAACCAAGGAUAAUAUCCAGCAUUCAGAUGCUAAUAUAUCGGACUCUGAGAGUGAAGCUUCAACUCCAGCUGCCUCAUCGCUUCAGCCAUGGAUGGUUGACAAGUUACAGGGUCCUGCAUCCACUCGACUACUAGGAAAUCGCCCUAGAAGGACACCUACAGCAGAUUCUUUGCUCGAGAAGAUUGCCAAACUGGAUCUCUUGACUGAAAUCAAUGCAAUAAGAAGCAGGUCUGACUUAAACUUCAGAGGGAAUGUGAGAGAUGCUGUCUCAUUGUCCAGGAGGGCUCCUCCCGGACCACCGCCUUUGUGUUCUAUAUGUCAGCAUAAGACACCUGUAUUUGGGAAACCACCACGGUGGUUCAGCUAUGCGGAACUGGAGCUUGCAACUGGUGGUUUUUCCCAAGCAAAUUUCUUGGCAGAAGGUGGGUAUGGUUCUGUUCACAGAGGUGUCCUCCCUGAUGGCCAAGCAAUUGCUGUAAAGCAGCACAAACUUGCUAGCUCCCAAGGCGAUGUUGAGUUUUGCUCAGAGGUGGAGGUUCUAAGUUGUGCACAGCACCGGAAUGUUGUAAUGCUAAUUGGUUUUUGUGUUGAAAAUAAGAGGCGCUUGCUAGUUUAUGAGUACAUCUGCAAUGGAUCACUGGAUUCACAUCUUUACGGUCGUAAUGAAGAAACUCUGGAGUGGGCUGCCAGACAAAAGAUUGCAGUAGGAGCCGCCAGAGGUCUGCGAUACCUCCAUGAAGAAUGCAGGGUUGGUUGUAUAAUCCAUCGUGACAUGAGACCAAACAACAUCCUUGUCACACAUGAUUUUGAACCUCUGGUUGGAGAUUUUGGCCUGGCUAGAUGGCAACCUGAUGGAGACAUGGGUGUUGAAACAAGAGUUAUUGGCACAUUUGGUUAUCUGGCGCCUGAGUAUGCUCAGAGUGGGCAAAUAACUGAGAAGGCUGAUGUCUACUCAUUUGGGGUUGUACUUGUGGAACUUGUCACUGGACGGAAGGCUGUCGAUAUUAACAGACCGAAGGGCCAGCAAUUCUUAACAGAAUGGGCUCGGCCUUUGUUGGAAGAGUAUGCAAUCGAUGAGCUGAUUGACCCUCGCCUAGGAGGUCGCUUCUGCGAAAACGAGGUCUACUGCAUGUUGCAUGCAGCAAACCUGUGCAUAAGGCGCGACCCUCAUUUGAGGCCGCGCAUGUCCCAUGCCCUCCGCAUACUGGAGGGUGGUGACAUGGCGGUGGAUUCAAGCAGCGAUGCUGGGAGCAGGAGCUGGCGGCUGCCAAACGAGCACCAGCAUUACCAAGAGCAGAGUAGCCCAGCUCCACAUGAUUCCCAGCGUGCUCAAGAGACCGCGAGAAGCCCCUGGGGUCAAGAUCGACACAACUUGUCUCACAGAUACUAGCAUUUAUAUCCCUGUGCAGGAUGCCGUUGAGUCUGUGUUAUUCAUAGUCCUUUUUUGUGUAGCGGCCUCUUCAUUCUCUCGUUACUUUUCUUUGGGCCUUUUUGCUACUAAGUCAUGUGCAUAGUGGCCGAAAAUGGUAGUCGGAGCAGAGCUCUGGAUUGUUAAUGGCAGCAGUAGCAGUAGCUCCUGGUCAUAUUUGUGUAUGGAUGGAGGAGGAGGAGAGGGUAUGUAUCGUCCGAUGGUUGUUUAUAGUGCUUGCUUGAUACUAGCGUGGAAUCUCGUAGCUUAUUUUGUGGGGGAAACCAUAAUCAAUUGCACGGGGCCUCUUUACAAGAACAA
Molecule: messenger RNA, 3089 nt
Organism: Setaria italica (foxtail millet)
Lineage: Eukaryota; Viridiplantae; Streptophyta; Magnoliopsida; Poales; Poaceae
Product: inactive protein kinase SELMODRAFT_444075
Exons: 10
Coding region: 567-2750 (727 amino acids)
Biological process (GO): protein phosphorylation
Molecular function (GO): ATP binding; protein kinase activity
Source: RefSeq, a predicted model, not a curated record